GAAGACACUUUAGGCUCGGGUCCCUCGGCCACAGCACGACAACAAAGAUGUCCGCCAACGGGGCCAUAACCCACGUCUGUGAGACCAGUGGCUGUAACUCUGAGGCCAAGCUUCAAUGUCCAACAUGUAUCAAACUAGGCAUUCAAGGAUCAUUCUUCUGCUCACAGAGUUGCUUUAAGGGUUCCUGGGACUCACACAAACUCCUUCACAAAAAGACCAAGACACCAUGGCUCACCCAACAGCUAGACAACUACUUGCAGUAUUUUCCUGGAUAUUCAAUAGUUCAGAGAGCAGUUACUCAGUUUAAGAAUAUUUCAGGAGCCAGUGAUUCCAACUCCUCGCAGUACAACCCCUGGCCAUACUACAUGUUUACUGGCAGUUUACGACCAUACCCUCAAAGCAACAAGAGAGAAGUUCCUCCUCCUAUAGGCAGACCAGACUAUGCAGACGACCCAAAUGGAUUCCCUCACUCAGAGCAGAAGUUACGAGGAUCCACCAACAUCAAGUGCCUUUCAGAUGAGGAGAUUGAGGGGAUGAGAGUGGCCUGCAAGUUGGCUCGAGAAGUUUUGGACGAGGGAGUGAAGGCAGCGGGCAUCGGUGUCACAACAGACGAGGUUGAUCGCAUCGUACACGAAGCUGCCGUCGAGAGAGAGUGUUACCCGUCACCCCUCAAUUACCACGGUUUUCCCAAGUCAUGUUGUACAUCAAUCAAUGAGGUCAUCUGCCAUGGCAUCCCAGACAUGAGGCCGCUGCAAAAUGGAGACAUAUGCAACAUUGAUGUUACGGUUUAUCAUCGCAAUUUCCACGGUGACUUGAACGAAACUUUGUUUAUUGGAGAAGUAAAUAGUAUAGCAAGAAACCUAGUCAAGACUACCUGGGAAUGUCUACAGAAGUCCAUUGAAAUAGUCAAGCCCGGUGUUAAGUAUCGAGACGUGGGAGCAGUCAUCCAGAAGCACGCCCACUCCCAAGGUUUCUCUGUAGUGCGCUCUUACUGUGGGCACGGCAUCCAUCAGCUCUUCCACACGGCGCCAUCUGUUCCACAUUAUACCAAAAACAAAGCUGUGGGCAUUAUGAAGCCUGGACACACCUUCACUAUUGAACCAAUGAUCUCAGAGGGUACUUGGAAAGAUGAGCAGUGGCCGGACAACUGGACCGCGGUAACUGCCGACGGGAAACUUUCAGCCCAAUUUGAGGAGACUCUUCUGGUGACGGAGACGGGGGUCGAGAUCCUCACUCAGCGUAGAGAGAGAAAUGGUCAACCAUACUUCACAGAUUAAAGUGUGAUGAAAAUUAGGCAAAUUUCCAAGUACUGUAUACUGGCUAGGAAAUUAUAUAUACCAAUGAAUUUAUCUGACAGCUCUUGUUUGCAAAUGUCCAUUGUAUGUGAAGAACUACAAGUGUACAUAACUAAAACUUUAUAUUUCAUAUUUUCAUGAUGUUCAACAUGGUAUUAGUACACAUACCAAGUCCAGUGAUUAUUUGUACUCCAUGAGGGAUCAUUUGUGAUAUGUAUGCCUAAUGUCUUUUAGGAGUUACUAUUAUUUUGUCACCAUUAAACCCUUAUCUGAUUGUUGUGCAUUGUAGCGAAUCACAUCCCCAGUAAUUCGAGAUCAGCAAAUAUUUUCUUGUCAGAAGAGAUACACAUUUUUUCUACCGAAUGAUAUCAAAUGUUCAGUUACUUUAAUAAUCUUGUAUGUUAUGUUUAUAUAUUAAUUUAAGUACAUCAGCUAUUAGGUGUACAGUUCAGUAUACAGUAUGUAUUGUUUGACUAUUAUGUAAUCCAGUUUAACAGUUUUAUAUACCAACUCAUAGAGAUGUGAUGCCAUCCUUUGUACAAUUUGUUAUUGUUGUAUUCCAUUGAAUGUAAUUAUGAAAAUAAAUCACCUGGUUUAAUUUUGUUCUCACAGGACUAACUGCUC
This is a messenger RNA of Homarus americanus (American lobster), 1919 nucleotides long. Its product is annotated as methionine aminopeptidase 1-like. NCBI's taxonomy places the organism in Eukaryota, Metazoa, Arthropoda, Malacostraca, Decapoda, Nephropidae. Gene Ontology annotation, molecular function: metalloaminopeptidase activity. The coding region runs from base 48 to 1277 and encodes 409 amino acids. The transcript has 9 exons. Gene Ontology annotation, biological process: proteolysis. The record is from RefSeq and is a predicted model, not a curated record.